AUGGCCUCAGAAGCAAUUCAGCGCCAGAUCGCUACCAAGUGGCAGGGCUCUUUCACCCGUCUCAAUCGUGAUCAGCCCGGUAUCUUGGGCCUUCUGUCUUUCAGCGAGGCAUGGAAGGUAGCAUCCGACUUCCUACAGCCCCGGGAUUUGACAGACCCUUCCAGUAAGAAAGAGUACAACGUGCAGCAAAUAAAAGUGGCUAUCGACAUUCUGAGCAAGUCAAAGAUGUUGCCCAUGUUACUGGAGAAUUUCCUUGGAAUUCAAUAUCCCUGCAGAGGGUAUGCUUCAUGGCAACAUACGAAGUGCAUUCCCCUCUCUGCUGAUUUAGAUAGUAGCUCACCUGUUUGUCUCAGGAGACAGAAGACUCCCAAUAUAUUGCUCGGCUUGGUUACCAAUACCCGAUUCCCAUAUGAUGACAACCUGACAUUGUCGCGCAAGGCUAGGGCACACCAUUCUCUCCGCAUAUACCCUUGCCUUCCAGACACACGUUUUCUCGGUCCUGCCCCGAUCAUUCUCGAAAGGAUUCAAAGAGCUUCGACAUCCCCGCCUCCCUGGGCACCACCUUCCUUGAACCCGACACAGCCCAUGCGUUACGAUCUACCCCUGUGGACCGCCUUCGAACACCUUGGUCUGCUGGACCGCUAUGAAUCUCUCAUCUCGAGUGUGUGUUACGAGCAUAUCGAAACCCAUAUACUGGAGACGUGCGCCGAGAAAUGGGGGACACCAAUGCUCAACCAGUUGCGAGAGUGGAUGACCAAUAAGAUUGUCCCAUGGAUGGUGAUGCCCUACGCAAGAGGUGCAAGGAGUGCUGAGGAAGCUAGAUCAAUGUUACAAGGCGUGGGCUCGAGAUUCGACUUCCAUGUGUGCAAGACAUUGGCAGAUCUACGUACCAAAGAGAUAUUUGAUAUUAUUGUCGACUAUCCUGACUCAUCAGGCGCUUUGCAAGAUCUCAAGGAGUGUCUUGCUCGCGUCGAUCAACGUGCUCCGCUAGUACAAACUCUGCGAAAAGCGAACAAGAAGCGACUGCUGCAUCCGGGUGCAGAUACGAAGGACAUAAUAACACAAUACGUGUCAAUUAUCCGAUGUCUACGUAUCGUCGACCCACCCGGCGUUUUACUUUUUAAAGUCGCAGAUCCUAUCCGCAAAUAUCUCAGAGAACGACCAGAUACCAUACGAUGUAUUGUGGCAAGUUUGGUCGGCGAUGACGAGAGUGGUGAUUCUUUGGUGGACGAGAACGAGCCUAUUCAACCGUUGCAGCAGCUGCAGGUAGAGGAUUUCACGGAUCCGAACUGGGAACCAGAACCCAUCGAUGCUGGCCCUGAUUUCCGCACCAACAAGCCGAGUGAUGUCAUCAGCACCCUUUACUGCUCGCGCAACGCGAUACCCGGCUCAAAACACGAUUCUCAAGAUCCGCUUUGGGGAGGCCGCUUUACAAAUAUGACCGACUCCAAGCGUACAGACCAACAUGUGCAGUCGCAGAAGCGGGUAUCUCUUCACCCAACUAUCAUCUCAAAGCAUUUCUGGCCGCCAUUACAAUCGAGCAAAUUCCACAUGCCUGGGCAAUUCAAGCAGAUCCAGGAUGACUACGCCAAAGAAUUCAUGGCAUUUAAACCAGAUAAGAGGCUUCGUUGGCUUCCCCAUCUGGGCACCAUCCAUCUCGAAAUCGAGCUCCAGGACCGAACAGUGCCUGCCGAUGUGCCUCCACUAGAGGCUGCUUUCAUUGAACUUUUCUCCGAAAGGGAUUUGUGGACUGUGGACGAGCUAAUCGCUCGGGUAGGGUCUGUUGAUCGAACAUCAGCCCUCAGAGCAUUGAUGACAUGGGCUGAAAUGGGCGUACUGAAAGAAGACGGGGACAAUCGGUAUAGACUACUAGAGGUCGCUGAGGACGGCUCCAGUUCUGGAUCAAGACCUGCACCGCCGAAGCCCGCUCAAAUCAUUGAGGAUGUGCCUGCCGUCUUGACUGUGCAACACCAGCAGGCUGAGCAGAUGAAGAUCUUCUGGAAGUUCAUUGAAGGCAUGCUCACCAAUCUUGGAACUUUAAGUCUGGAUCGGAUACAGACAAUGCUUAAAUUUGCACCCGGAUAUGACCGUACUAUUGAACAACUAGGGGCGUUCAUGGAAGCAGCGAGGAGAGAAGGACUUGUAAAUGUUAAGGACGGCAUGUGGAAAUUGAAUCGUCAAUAA
Postia placenta MAD-698-R-SB12 is the source of this 2184-nucleotide messenger RNA. RefSeq lists its product as hypothetical. Gene Ontology annotation, biological process: ubiquitin-dependent protein catabolic process. The record is from RefSeq and is a predicted model, not a curated record. The transcript is spliced from 23 exons. Gene Ontology annotation, molecular function: ubiquitin protein ligase binding. The coding region runs from base 1 to 2184 and encodes 727 amino acids. NCBI's taxonomy places the organism in Eukaryota, Fungi, Basidiomycota, Agaricomycetes, Polyporales, Adustoporiaceae. Gene Ontology annotation, cellular component: anaphase-promoting complex.